UUUCGUUAAUGUAAUUACUAACAAAAAUAAACUCAAUUUGACUCCAAGUUAUUCUGCUACUAAAUUCAAAGUAUCAACUAUAUGUAAAUACUUUCUUUUAGUCGUGUCAGUUAUAUGUAAUACUCUGAUAAGUCAGUUCUAUGAUACGAAUGUCACUUAAUAAUCAAACAAUGGCGGGAUCUGCAUUAAGACGAUUAAUGGCCGAAUAUAAGCAGUUAACCUUAAAUCCACCAGAAGGUAUAAUUGCUGGGCCAUUAAGCGAAGAAAAUUUCUUUGAAUGGGAAGCAUUAAUUACAGGACCAGAAGGAACGUGUUUUGAAGGUGGAAUAUUUCCUGCAAAAUUAAUAUUUCCAUCAGAUUAUCCGCUUAGUCCACCAAAAAUGCAAUUCACUUGUGAAAUAUUUCAUCCAAAUAUUUAUGCUGAUGGAAGAGUAUGUAUAAGUAUCUUACAUGCUCCUGGCGAUGAUCCUAUGGGAUAUGAAAGUAGUGCAGAAAGAUGGAGUCCAGUACAAAGUGUAGAAAAGAUAUUGUUAAGCGUAGUUAGUAUGCUAGCUGAACCCAAUGAUGAAAGUGGAGCAAAUGUUGAUGCUGCAAAAAUGUGGAGAGAAGAUAGAUCUGAGUUCGAAAGAAUUGCACAAAAACUUGUUAGAAAAACUCUUGGAAUUCCAUCUUAAUACAGCGUUAUUUAUCUUGUUACAUUAAAUUUAUUGAUAAAUAAUGCUGAAGAAAAGUGGCUUAUUUUUCUCUAUUAUUUCUUGUUUGAAUCCAUACAAUAAUAUUUAUUUUAAAUAAAUAUGAAGCAGACUAUGAUCUA
Vespula pensylvanica (western yellowjacket) is the source of this 814-nucleotide messenger RNA. RefSeq names its product ubiquitin-conjugating enzyme E2 G2 (gene Ubc7). The transcript is spliced from 4 exons. The record is from RefSeq and is a predicted model, not a curated record. Gene Ontology annotation, cellular component: endoplasmic reticulum; cytosol. NCBI's taxonomy places the organism in Eukaryota, Metazoa, Arthropoda, Insecta, Hymenoptera, Vespidae. The coding region runs from base 141 to 674 and encodes 177 amino acids.